Aspergillus udagawae is the source of this 528-nucleotide messenger RNA. RefSeq names its product MMtag domain-containing protein. NCBI's taxonomy places the organism in Eukaryota, Fungi, Ascomycota, Eurotiomycetes, Eurotiales, Aspergillaceae. The coding region runs from base 1 to 528 and encodes 175 amino acids. The record is from RefSeq and is a predicted model, not a curated record. The transcript is spliced from 3 exons.
AUGGAUCUUGUCGCAGGUGUUCGCAAAGAAGGCAGCCGCGGCGGCCGCGGCGAGUUUAAAUGGUCUGAGGUGAAGGACUCGGCACAUCGCGAGAAUUACCUCGGCCAUUCUCUUAUGGCCCCCGUUGGUCGCUGGCAACAAGGUCGUGAUCUACAAUGGUAUGCCAAGGGCGAGACAACCGCGGAAGAGCAGGCUCGAAGAGAUCGUGAGGAGGUACAACGGGUCAAACAAGCGGAGGAAGAAGCCAUGGCACGAGCCUUGGGCCUACCCCUACCAGCGUCGAGUGGGAAUGCCAAUGCAAACCUUACACCUCUAGGCGAAAGGGAGACGGAGACCGCGGUCCAGGAUCCAGCUGAUAGGAAGAGAGAACGGAGAAAGAAAGAGACAGAGACAGAGACCACAGACACCACAGACACCACGAAGAGCGCGAACGUCAUCAUCGAAGCCACCGUCACCGAUCGAGAUCCCGGUCUCGUGAUCGCGAACGCCGGAGGAGGCGAACAAGUUCGCGGUCCACGAGCAGAGUAA